Molecule: messenger RNA, 444 nt
Organism: Rotaria socialis
Lineage: Eukaryota; Metazoa; Rotifera; Eurotatoria; Philodinida; Philodinidae
Source: the annotation of a GenBank genome assembly
AUGAACCAAAGUACUAAAGAUAAAGAUCCAAAACGUGGUACGAUUGAAUAUAUUGAACAUGGAUAUUAUGAAGAAGGAUUAUCCAUGCUUAAUAAAUGUUUGGAAACUCAAAAGCGCUCAUUACCCGAUGAUCAUCCAUCGCUUGUUGCCACUUACAAUCAUAUUACUUUAGGACUUUCCAAAUUAGAAAGAUAUUCAGAAGCUUUUGACAUUGGCAUGAAAGCUCUCAAUAUUGCUACUAAACAAUUGGGCGAUGAACAUGAACAGACAUGUUAUCUGCGAGCCAUGCUCCAAAUGAUUGCUGAUCAAAUGGAACCACACCCCCAAGACAAAUUUAGAAUGAUGCCAAUCAAGAGAGGUCGUCUAUUUAUUCUUUCGCUUUCAUUUAUUAAGAUAUGUGGGGCUAUUCGCCGAAAUGAUAAAAAAACCAAGAAUGAUGUCUAA